UUCAGAUACGGAAAGUUUUACUAUUUUUUUCAAAAGUAAGAAAAAAAAAAGAAAUUGUUAAAAGAAAAUAUAAACAACAUUGUAAAUAAGAUAAUAGUAUCGUUGUAAACGUUUGAAAAGAUACAAAACUCAUUAUAAGUCCUUGAAUCUUCUUAGCUUGUGUCUCGUGACAUCGAGACUCUUCAAGGAUCCUAGUAACCCAUUUAGUCGGGUGCACAAACACGACGUGAUCGCGGAAAGAUUCUCGUAUAUGCAGACUCGAUCGACAAACAACGCGGAGUCUGGAACGUGCCAAUGUUACGCGCGUAGAGCAUUAAACCCGGUUAGACUUUCUCGUCGCUUUCUGGCGAUUUUGUAUUCCGCGGAUUCACCCUCGAUUUCCCCCUCGUACGUAAAGUUGCGUUAAGUCUCAGCUUUCUGGAUCGUCGUACGUUUCACCGACGACGAAGACGAAUGAUGGUAAUUCGAAGAUUUCAAGGCUCUUGUUCGAGGAAGAGGAACUUCGUUGAUGUAAUUAAAGAUGUCUCAAGAAUAGAAAUUAUUUGUAUACUUUCGAUAGAUUUUCAUUAAAUGCGUAGACGUAAGAGGCUUUUAAUUCAUGUAACUCGUAACUAUUUGUUUAGUUAUUAUUUCUAGUUAUCUCUUUUAUUUUUCUUUAGCAGAAGUAUAUAUCGACCACGUUACGAUUUAAACAGUUAAAAUUUAUAUUCUAUGGGUUGUCGAAAAUAUUCAGAUUUACGGUUACACGAGCAUUGUAUUAAAAAAGGACACUAUUUCAAAAGCGAAAGUUAUCAGCCAGUAAAUCUUUUUUGAGCAGGUCAAACGUCCUUAAACUGUGAUUUUUCGUAGAAGCCUUCCGACGAUUAUUCUUACGUCGAAUUAUUCUACUAAGAGGUCACAAAAAUGCACGUGUAUAUUUUGUACGAAUUUCUUUCUUUUUUAAUAUUAUACUGACAAAUGCAAUAAAUGUUAAGAUUUAUUUUUUAAAUUUACUCGGAAAAUAUAAUGUGUUUUCUAUUUUUCCACUGAAUUGUAUUAUCUUCAUAUUGCUGAAAUCUACUAAGAAAAUUUUGUUUUCAAAAUAUUCGAAGCGUUACUCAGAAAUAUUUCUUAGAGAACAGGUAAAAUCUUUUCUCGGUUUUUACUCGGUAUUUUAGCAAGGGUUCAGCAGGUAAAGAUGUCAGGUAUAAAACCAUUGGAAAAGCUAUUGAUUAUGCUAGCAAGAAUGGUAUCUGUAGGUGGUCGAUGACGAGAUGAAACGUUGCUGAUACGAAGGUUAGAAAAGAAGAAUAAGAGGGAGGCAAAGAUGAGAGGAAUGAGGGGAGAAGAGCGAACGUAUAUAAGUCACUCGUACAUAAGAGACUCCAAUGGACUCUCUCUUUGACCCUGGUCAAGUGCACACCUUUCUUCUCUCUUUUUCCCAUUCGCCUCCCUCUCCAAAGUGUUCCUCAGUCAGUCGUCCUCCUCCAUGGUGCUCUUCCAUCCGUAGUAGUCCUUCUUUUCCUGUCGUUUCUCCGCUCUCGUUGUAGCGUCACUCGUAUCUCGUCUCGCGUCGAUACUCGGUACAAUGUGUUGAAUACUUAUGAUGGGACUCUGACUCACUUUUUAUACAAAGAACCGUAUAUUCUUAUUCAUUUUCACUUUUUUCUUUUGCUUCUUCGUCGCGAGUUAAAGAAUAAUUCUUCGAAGAAGAAAUAUCUUCUUUCGUCAUUUCGUUUUUCGUUGAGGUGUGAUAUGCUGAGAAGAAGAAGGUCCUGAGAGGUAGAAGGAGAGAGAGAGAGAGAGAGAGAGAGAGAGAGAGAGAGAGAGAGAUGGACAUUCGCGCCCCGAUGUUCUUAGUAUUGUUGACAUGUGUCGUUGGUACACUUUCAUUGGCGGGCAAUGAUCGAGGCGUUCCAAAUUCGGUACAACGAAACCAAAGAUACGCCUUGAGCGAAUUUCUGAUCCCACCGCCGCUACCACAGUUGCCAUCACGUGUAUUUCCCGGAGGAAGGACUGGACGAACUGCUAAUCCACAUCCUGCUGAAUCUCUUGGUUAUUUUUCAAAGUUCAUAAGUUGGUUAAAUCCGUUUACUAGUGGUACUACCGCGGAAACACCUCUACCUCUACCUCCUGAAACGCUCUAUCCGCCAAAGUUUAUUCAAUCACACGUGCCACCAUUACCACCAUCGGGACAACCAUCUGGACUGCCACUAGCAACGCCUCAAGUUUACAAUGUACUACCACCACCUGUCUUUGACAGACCACCAUUGCCUCAACCGCCAUCUCCUGCAGAUAUUUACAACAAUCUAAAUCCACAGGCCAAAAACAAGAAUUGUAAUCCGUGCAAUAAAGUUCCUUGGUUACCCAUGAAUCAUGGAGGAGCUUACCUUCCUCCAAGCAAUCAAGAUGGACAUAUCGGAGUCGUAGGUGGAGAAUAUCUUCCACCGAGUAAUCACGGACUCGUUGCUGCGGCAUCUCAAGAAGUCAAAAUACCAGAUUUCUUUUACGCACCACCUUUACAAAACGGAGAAAUUCCACCGAUCGGACCUCUACCGAAUCCACAUUUGUAUCCAGGUCCCAUGCCUCCUCUGUUCAAAGCAGAAAUAUUUGAUUAUCCUUCACAAUCGAAUUAUCCUACUAAAGGAAAUUUACUACAUCACGAGGUACCCAUAUCGACUGUUAUUGAAACAAGUCCAUCGUUACCUUUGGGAACAUCGAACGAUCAAACGAACAACUCCGGUGAUAGAAAUUUAGGAAUUCCUCAAGAAGGACAAACUAUUUUCGAAAGUCAUCAAGUAUCUGGUUCAAGAUUAAGUCAUAAUGAAUUUGGUAAUCAAGGAUACGGUGGAGUUCAAAUAGACUCUUUUUCUAGUGCUUCUCAUGAGAAUCAACAAGGAUCCGUGGUUCACCCAAAUUUUAAUAAAGAAAAUGAUGCAACGUCGAUUAAACAAAAUUUCGAUGAAUCCAAGAUAAACCAGUUUACAGAACCCAAUACAUCCGGUAAUUUCGAGCAUACAAGUUUCGGGAACAAUCAACAAUUCGUUGAUUCUUCUGGAUUGGAUUUUCAAAGAACCGAUCAGACUGUUCUCCCAUCUGUAAUAGGAAAUGAUCAUUAUGCAUUUGGAAAUGCAGGAUCGGGACAGCAAACAUAUAAUGGUGAUAUAUCAUCUAGUAUCGGUACAGUGAAAGAUUCCCAUGCGUCAGGUACUAAUGUAGAAAAUCCAAUAUAUUUCGAAGAAUCGCCAUUGACGGAUUUAACGAAGACGAGUGAAAGUCGUACGGAUUCGCCCUCGAUAUCAUCCUCUCCUGCUACCUUCAUUGAUCUUGAUGGAGAACAAAAAUCUAAGGCAACCUUGGAUUAUGAAUCGAGAUCGAAUUCUUUCCAAGUACAACAAGAAAUUAAUCGAUUAGGAUCAUUGGGUGGUAGUAACGAUAGUUUUUUGAAUUAUUCAACAGAAAGUAAUGUGAUCAAAGACUUGUUCGGAAUUGAUAAAAUUAAUGAGCAAACAUGGAGAAAUACUAAAUCGACUACUUUGACUGCGGGAGGUUUGCAGAAUUUUGAUACUUUAUUCGUAGCGCCACAAGGACAAUUAACUGAUUCUUGGUCAGUCGUUUUGUCGACGACCAUGAGGACGACGCAAGAUGAAACUUUAUUAGAUAAUUUAGGAAAAAACAAAGAGACAAAUAGGGAAGAUCAUAGUUUACAACAGUAUGGAGGAAAGAGAAAUAAACAGGUACAGGUAAUAAUUCCAUACACGUCUCAAUAUACUCCGUUACCUUUCCAUUCAUCCUAUGACGAUAAAGAUAAUGUGAAAGUAAAUCAACAACGGACAGUAUCUUUCGUGGACGUAUCGAAUCGUGAUAAUUAUGUCAGUCAAGAGUCUAGAAGCGAGAGUAAGGUGAUAAGUCUUCCAGAAACGGUGACAGUUUCUAGCAAUUUGAAUAUUUUGGAUGAUCAUACGACGAAAGUUGCGACGACGACAACUGAAGCUGUCUUUAAUAUUAGUACGAAGAAGGUUAACAAUUCGAUAGACGUUCAUAGAUUACAAAAGAAUAUCGAUAAUUGGACGAUACAGGAAUAUUCUCGAGGAACUACUUUUAGCACGAUCUUACCCAGUUCCCGUCCUUAUCUGCAACCAUCGAAAAAAAUACCUAAUGAAUAUUUCACGACAACGGAAUCUGGCGUACAUGUGGACGAUUUGAACGAUCAUGAAGGAAAUGUAAGAUCUUUUGCAUUAGCUGGAUUCAGUUUUAACGAUAUUGAGGAUGAGGGACCUAAUUCAUUCGAGGAAUCUAGGAUACAGGCUGUACACGUUGAGAAUCCAACAAGUAAAGCGGAAUUUAAUACGUCGAAUGUAAACGAAAAUAAGUCGAACGCGACCACGAAGAAACAAGAAAGUUCUUGGAAAAGUUUUCCAGUGUCGAUUUCGACGGUCGAUAAGGAACGAGUCUAUGUCGUGACUCCUCAGACAACUACGACUGUUGCAACCGAGCGUCGCGAGGAGGAAAAUAAAUCGAGCACGAAGAGCACGAAGAAAGGGAGCGUAGUCUAUUCGAAGAGUAUCAAGAAUAAGCAGGACGAGUUCGAGAAGAUAGAGAGAGCUUAUCAAGUCCUACCACAGGCUGUAAAUAAUUUAGCUGUGGCUUCUACGGGUCCGGAAACCCUUCCUUUAUGGGGAAUAAUGGAACACGAAGAGUUUGCCUCGUUAGGCCAAAACGAAGACGAGAACAAUGACGAUGAGUCAAUAGUGGCGCCUAUCCUCUACGCCGGACAUUCCAAGGUUUCACGGGCUAGGCGAUGACUAGAUAAAAGACUUUCGAUUGUAUAAAGACUUUCCGUGUUCUUGUUUUGUCGCUGAUAUAACUUCGUAUAGCGCAUAGAUAAGUAAUGUUUGCGAUCGCCGAGAAGCGAUUUUAAUUAUCAAGAUUUUCCGUUUAAUGCGAAGAGAAAGAAGUCGGUCAGGCGUCAACUCAAGAAAAAUGGACAAAUCACAAUUUCUCAUGUGCGAGAUAUUUAAUUAAAGGGACAUCGAUAACUAAUUAAUUUAAAAAGUAGUGUUAAACGAAUGCGUGACUGAUAGUGAUUGAUGAUAUGAGGAUACCAAACACGUUGUGUUUUGUUAUUUUCUAUCAGCUUAUCUGGUAAUAUGCAUUAGUUAUUUAUCUUCCAUAUGUAUAAAAUAUCCAACGCCAGGACUUGCGAAAAUAACAGUAGGGUUUUUUUAUUUCUAUGUUCAAUAUUUAUUCAUCACACUACAUCAGAUUUCUUUCAUUCGUUUGUCGGUUAGAGAUUUUUUUCUCAGGGUCAUUGAAUUUUCAUCCAAUAAAGUCAUUUAGGAUUUUCAUCAUUA
This is a messenger RNA of Vespula vulgaris, 5333 nucleotides long. RefSeq lists its product as uncharacterized. The record is from RefSeq and is a predicted model, not a curated record. NCBI's taxonomy places the organism in Eukaryota, Metazoa, Arthropoda, Insecta, Hymenoptera, Vespidae. The transcript is spliced from 6 exons. The coding region runs from base 1812 to 4784 and encodes 990 amino acids.